This is a messenger RNA of Penaeus monodon (black tiger shrimp), 2637 nucleotides long. Its product is annotated as serine/threonine-protein phosphatase 2A regulatory subunit B'' subunit beta-like. Gene Ontology annotation, molecular function: protein phosphatase regulator activity; calcium ion binding. Lineage: Eukaryota; Metazoa; Arthropoda; Malacostraca; Decapoda; Penaeidae. Gene Ontology annotation, cellular component: protein phosphatase type 2A complex. Gene Ontology annotation, biological process: protein dephosphorylation. The record is from RefSeq and is a predicted model, not a curated record.
ACUUACGUCCGGGAGAACAGCGCCGCCCACAAGGAGAAUGCCCGCCCGCUCCCCACGUCCCCGCCCACGACGCCCGUGUCCCCGCUGUCGUCGCCCACGCCCCAGGGCUCGGUCAGCACCACCUCGGCCACCAUUACGCCCGGGGCCGCCCACAACGCCCACCCCGCCCCCGGCUCCCCCGUGGGCGUCGUGCCCUCGGCCCCCGCGCCCCUGCAGUCCCCGAGGGCCACCAACACCAUCCGCCGCCACACGAAGGCCACCAAGAACCUCCUCAUACCCAGAUUCUAUUACCCAAUGGGCCGCCCCACAACCCAGGUGUCCCAGGAGCAGUCAAUAUCACGGGUCAACGCUGUGUUCCGAGAGAAUGGAGGUCAGAUAACACGGGACAACAUGGAGCCACUGAUAAGGGCUUGCCAAGUCCCACUCUACUGGAAGGCUCCUCUCUUCAUUGCUGCUGGUGGAGACAAGCUGGGCUACCUCACACAGGAGCAGUUCUCAGACUAUUGGAGCAGAGUGAUCUCUACCUGCCACGACAUGGCCUCUCGCUUUGUCCGAGUGCUGAGUCGUGGCGUUCGGAACUACCUCAUGCCAGAGGACUUUCUUAGCAUGAUUCAGGAUGUGGUGGACACCCACCCUGGCCUCACCUUCCUCAAGGAAGCCACUGAGUUCCACUCCAGAUAUGUUCAUACAGUCAUAGCAAGAAUAUAUUAUUGUGUAAAUAGAUCCUGGUCAGGUAGAAUAACAGUUCCAGAACUUAGGAGAUCAAACUUGUUACAAGUUAUAAGCUAUUUAGAGGAAGAAGAAGAUAUUAACCAAAUCACAGAUUACUUCAGCUAUGAGCAUUUUUAUGUUAUUUAUUGCAAGUUCUGGGAAUUGGACACGGAUCAUGACCUGUUCAUUGACAAGCAUGAUCUUGCAAAACAUAAUGAAAGAGCGCUGUCAUGGCGCAUGAUUGAGCGAAUAUUCAGCGGGGCAGUUACCAGAGGAAGGCUGCAGAAGCAGGACCGCAUGGGCUACCAGGAGUUUGUGUGGUUCCUGAUAUCGGAGGAGGACAAACGGCAUCCCACGGCCAUUGAAUAUUGGUUCAGGUGCAUGGACCUGGAUGGGGAUGGUUAUCUGUCCAUGUAUGAGUUAGAAUACUUUUAUGAGGAGCAGCUGCAGCGCAUGGAAGCCCUCGGCAUCGAGACUCUUCCCUUCCAUGACUGCCUCUGUCAGAUGUUGGAUAUGGUGCGUCCAGAAAUGGACGACAAGAUAUCCCUAAGGGAUCUGAAGCGCUGCCGCAUGACACCCAUAUUCUUUGAUACGUUCUUCAACCUCGAGAAAUACCUAGACCACGAGCAGCGUGAUCCCUUCGCAUCACACAGAGCUGAGGAUGAUGGGCCAGAGUUCCUGCAGGUAUCGGAGUGGGAUCGGUAUGCGGCUGAGGAGUACGAGCUGCUGGUGGCAGAGGAGGGGGGAGCUGACCACCAGGAUGAUAUGUUCUACGGUGAUGAAGAUGAGCUGUCGAUGGGUUGUGAUGAUGCCUUAGACUCCAGUCCAGGAGGUGGCCGAACCCUGACCCUCAACAAGCACUCGCCCCUCUCAGCCACUGUCACCAAUCUUGCGGCCGACUCCAUGGAUGUGGAUGAUGACUAUCCAGAUUAUGCAGACUCAGAUGACUACCAGUACUAGAACACACCACUGACAACCACCCUCAUCAUUGCCAUAAAUGUAAAAGAAGCUGACUGAUGAACCGAUUCUCAUCUCCUACAAACAACGGUUCUUGCUGUAGCUCCUGUAAUGGGAACACGUGCAACACCCCCCAAAGAUUGGAUUAGGGUCCUGGAUGUCACGCGCGCUCUCUUUCUUUCUCUCCCACUAUCCCUCUUGAUGGUUUUCUUUGCAGGGACAUUGGUUAGCCAGAGCAAUAGAAAGAGGUUGAUUUCUAUGAGGUUUUGGGUUCUGUUACAUGAUCUUGUUACAGUUGUUGACAUUAAUGUGAAUGAGAAAUAACUAAAGUGUGUGAUUGAUCCACAAGAUUUUCAAGGAGCCGAGUUAUUUUUAUGUUUUUCUGACAAAGGGGAAGACGAGGGCAUGUGAAGGCUCUCCUGCCCUUCCCUAUCAAUGUGGCCUUUACGUAGGUAUUAAAGAAAAAUAGCUUUUCCUCAAAAUUUUAGGCUGAUGGCACAGCCUCCCAUGUAUUGAUAAUUCUUGAAUUAUAUCUAAGCAUUUUUUCUUGUUAUUUCUUCUUUUUUUAAUUUAUAUUUAUUUUUGGCCUUUUUCAAUCACUAAUCCAGUGCAGACACUAGACUUUUUCAGACAGAUUUUAUAGUGUAUGUCAAAAUACACCCUAAAACCUGCAGUCUGUGUAAAUUAAAAACAAAAAUUUAAGAAUGGCAGUUAUUUAUGACGAAGUCCACUUCGUUCAACAGUGUUUACAGAAAGACUUCAAAAAAAGGAUUAUAUGAAUUGGUCUUUUAUAUAUAUAUAACACUUUCUUUCCAGUUUUUGAUGUUAGGCAGAUUUUCUUGUAGUAAGCAUAGCAGCUUUGUAUGCAAGAUAUCUGAUAAGAUGAAUCCAGUGAACCUGCUCCUCCAACAGUGUAAUGCAGCGAUGACAUUCUUCAUCAUGAAACUCCUAACCUAUGUGAAACAAGUA